Molecule: messenger RNA, 1963 nt
Organism: Suncus etruscus (white-toothed pygmy shrew)
Lineage: Eukaryota; Metazoa; Chordata; Mammalia; Eulipotyphla; Soricidae
Product: zinc finger protein with KRAB and SCAN domains 8-like
Exons: 5
Coding region: 26-1753 (575 amino acids)
Biological process (GO): regulation of transcription by RNA polymerase II
Molecular function (GO): RNA polymerase II cis-regulatory region sequence-specific DNA binding; DNA-binding transcription factor activity, RNA polymerase II-specific
Source: RefSeq, a predicted model, not a curated record
AGGUGCUAGAAAGGAAGUCUGCUCUAUGGCUUCGGAAUCCAGAAAGCCUUUCACCCCCUCCUCUGCAGACCCGGCUCCUGAGCAGGACCUUGUCAUCGUCAAGGUUGAGGAAGAUCCUGCCUGGGACCAGGAAUCUGGCCCGCUGGGGAGCAACUCUCUUGGCCCUGAGCAGUUCCGCCUGCGCUUCAGGGAGCUGCGCUACCAGGAGACUUUGGGCCCUCGCGAAGCGCUCAUCCAGCUCCGAGCCCUGUGCCACCAGUGGCUGCGGCCCGACCUGCACACCAAGGAGCAGAUCCUGGAGCUGCUGGUGCUGGAGCAGUUCCUGAGCAUCCUGCCCACCCAGCUGCAGGUGCUGGCGGAGGAGCAUCCGCUGGACAGUGGGGAGGACGUGGUAACCCUGCUGGAGGGGCUGGAGCGGCAGAUCAAUAUUCUUGGCCGGCCUGUCUCUGCUCGUGCUCACAGACAUCGGCUCCUCUGGGAUGAAGUGACCCAUUUAGACCCUGCACCCCAAGGAACACAGCACCAGCCUGCAGCAAUGCAGCAGAAAGCUCCGGUGGUCCAUGGGCCUCACGGGAGAGCCAUCCCCACUGCCCAGAGUAUGGCCCAAACCCAGAAGAGAAGUCCUGGGGACCAGGAGAUGACAGCGACACUUCUUACAGCCGGAUUCCAGACUUUAGAGAAGAUUGAGGACAUGGCUGUAUCCCUCAUUCGGGAGGAAUGGCUUCUUGAUCCACCACAGAAGUCUCUGAAUAAAGAUGACGGACCAGAGAAUUACAGACACAUGUUCUCCCUGGAUGUUGAAGGCAGGACUGAGACCAAGGAAGCAGUGUCAAAACAGGCAAAGCCUCCUGGAAUCCAGGCCCUUGGGGAGCCUGCUGCCAAGUGCAACGGUGAUGCAGCCGAGCUCAAUGAGCCUGGAGAAGCCGGAGACCAGCCAGGCAAGCUGGUGAGACAGCGGGGAAGUACCGAGGACCGUCGACAUCAAUGUAAUGAGUGUGGGAAAAGCUUCGCCCAGAGCUCGGGCCUUGUGCGCCACUGGAGGAUCCACACCGGGGAGAAGCCCUACCAGUGCAGCGUGUGCGGGAAAGCCUUCAGCUACCGCUCGGCCCUGCUCUCCCACCAGGACAUCCACAACAAAGUCAAGCGCUACCGCUGUGGUGAGUGCGGCAAAGCCUUCAGCCAGAACACGGGCCUCAUUUUGCAUCAGCGAAUCCACACUGGGGAGAAGCCUUACUGCUGCAGUCAGUGUGGUAAGGCCUUCAGCCAGAGUGCCGGACUCAUCCUGCACCAGCGCAUCCACAGUGGGGAGCGGCCCUACGAGUGCGGUGAGUGUGGCAAGGCCUUCAGCCACAGCUCGCACCUCAUCGGCCACCAGCGCAUCCACACGGGGGAGAAGCCCUACGAAUGCGAGGAGUGUGGGAAAAGCUUCCGGCGCAGCUCGCACCUCAUCGGCCACCAGCGGAGCCACACCGGGGAGAAGCCCUACAAGUGCCCCGAGUGCGGGAGGGCCUUCAGCCAGAAGUCGGGACUCAUUGAGCACCAGCGGAUCCACACGGGGGAGAGACCCUACAAGUGCCAAGAGUGCGGCAAGGCCUUCAACGGCAACACGGGCCUCAUCCAGCACCUGCGCAUCCAUACUGGGGAGAAGCCCUACCAGUGCGGGGCGUGUGGCAAAGCCUUCAUCCAGCGGUCGAGUCUCAUUCGGCACCAGCGGAUCCACACUGGAGAAAAGGCUGAACCCUCGGUUGUUUAAAGGGCGGGGGGGGGGGGGUUUCCCACCUUUUGGGGGCUUUAUUCAACAGAGAGUGUGUGCAGGCUGGAGAGAAGCUUUGCAGUGAAGCUCAGAGGCAGAAAGUGGUCCUUGGCGUCCUAUCCCUGCCUGGUGUUCUGGUUGGCAGGUAGCAGUUAGUCUCCCCACAUACACACACACACACACACACACACACACACACACACACACACA